CGGGAAGAGCAGAGAAGAGGAGAUGAGAGGAGCAGACCGGAGCGCAGCGUCAGGAGUCACGCUACACGCGGGAUGCGGUGGGCGAUCUCUGCGGCUUGAAUUCAAAUUUAUUGUAACAUAAUCCGAAAAGUUUACCUCCUGCGAGAGCCGAGAGCAAAAGAAAACCCGCAUCGGAAGAGGCGACCGCCUCAGACGUAUUUGUGGCGGUGUCCCCGUCCGAGCUCCGCAGUUUGCCGACUGGAAGGAACGCUCCGGAGCCGAUGUUGUUGUCAGUCUAAGGGGAGAGGGGAAAGGCGCAGAAGAGGAGGGGAAGAUAACGAGAUCGUCUUGCACAGAUCUCCUACGUGUCGAGCUUGAUGUGGAGGCGGUGAAGUUGUUUUCCUGGAAAGGUACCAGUGCCCUUGCCGUUGCCUAGCAACAAAGUGAGUCCAUGGGACUUCUCGUCUUGAAGAUUCUCACCACCUACCCGGAAACCAUCCUCCUCAGACGGUCGGGGAAACUUUGAGCAUUCAUCGCCGUUUAUCAACCCUGGAAGACCCCUGCCACUUUGAUGUGUGAACGCACCCACCGAUAAUGGCCCAGAGGACACACAGUGGACAUACAGAAGAAGCAGAUGUGUUCAUGCGUUCCAUCCAUGCCACCCGACAGACUCUCUCCUACAGACACGUCUGAACUUCUGAAGGUGUUCGUUCAUACUACUAUUAAAUACGGCCAUCGUCAGACUUAUAUCUGAACAGUUCAAGACUGCAAAGUGACCUGCAUGUGCAGAUAGCAGAGGGAGACGUCACAGAGCAGCACGCUGUUUGCGGAAGUAAGGAUCCCGGCAGCAGUGUGAGAAUGAGGCUGUUGUGGAAAUCCCUGGACAAGAUGAGGUGUCUGAGGAAACGUUCCACGAUCCCCUUCCUCGGCUUCCUCAUUACCUUCCUCCUCUUCCUCAACCUCUACAUUGAAGAUGGCUACGUGCUGGAAGGAGAUAAAAGGCAGCUCAGGGAACCUUCAGUCCAUCCUCCAAGCUCAGAGCGAUACGCUCACACCUUUAGAGACCUCAGUAACUUCUCUGGAGCCAUUAAUGUCACAUACCGCUAUCUCGCUGGGACACCUCUGAACCGCAAGAAAUUUCUGACAAUUGGAUUGUCAUCAGUCAAAAGGAAAAGAGGAAACUACCUUCUGGAGACGAUCAAAUCCAUCUUUGAUCAGUCCAGCUAUGAGGAGCUGAAGGAGAUUGUGGUUGUGGUCCACCUGGCAGACUUUGACCUGGUCUGGUGUGAGAACGUGGUCCAGGAAAUCACCAGGAAGUUUGCUCACCACAUCAUAGCCGGACGCCUGCUGGUCAUCCAGGCCCCAGAGGAGUUCUAUCCCUCUCUGGACGGCUUAAAGAGGAACUACAAUGACCCAGAAGACAGAGUCCGUUUCCGCUCCAAGCAGAACGUGGACUACGCUUUCCUCCUCAACUUCUGCACAAACCUGUCACACUUCUACAUGAUGCUGGAGGAUGACGUGCGCUGCUCCAGAAACUUUCUGACAGCGCUGAAGAAGGUGAUCACCUCCAGAGAAGGUUCCUACUGGGUGAUGAUGGAGUUCUCAAAGCUGGGCUACAUCGGAAAGCUGUACCACUCCAAAGACCUGCCCCGCCUGGCUCAUUUCCUCCUCAUGUUCUACCAGGAAAUGCCUUGUGACUGGCUCCUCAUCCACUUCAGGGGUCUGCUGGCUCAAAAGGACGUGAUCCGCUUCAAACCCUCACUGUUCCAGCACAUGGGCUACUACUCGUCCUAUAAAGGGGUGGAGAACAAACUGAAAGAUGAUGAAUUCGAGGAAGACUCCAUAGACAUUCCAGACAACCCCCCCGCCAGUAUUUACACGAACAUCAACGUCUUUGAGAACUACGACGCCACCAAAGCUUACAGUACGGUGGAUGAAUACUUUUGGGGGAAGCCUCCCUCCACUGGUGACUUCUUUGUCAUAGUCUUUAACAAAUCAACCAAAAUUAGCAAAAUUAAGAUUGCUACUGGGUCUGAUGACCGACAAAAUGACUUUCUUCACCAUGGAGCUCUCGAAGUUGGAGAGAAGCUGGUUGGGACAAAAAAAGGAAAACAGUGCUCCUCUUAUAUCACAUUAGGGGAGUUUAAAAACGGAAACAUUGAGGUUCAAGAUGUGGACCAUAAGAUUUCUUUUGACAUUGAGUGUGUUCGUAUUGUGGUGACAGCUAGCCAGAAAGAAUGGCUCAUUAUUAGAAGUAUCAGUUUAUGGACUACACAACCCCCCAGUCAAUGAUAACUAUACUCAACUUAUCUUAGUAACCCAUACAGGCAGUUUUUAUUAUAAUUAUUGAUAUUAUUAUAAUUACUAUUGAUGUGUUUUCUAGGUUUAUUUUAAUCAUUUUGUAUGUAUUUAUUGAUUUUCUUGCCAAAUCAGUCUGUGUUUUUAUACUUAAAUGUUGUAACCUUAGUGGACCAUCUUCACGGUCAUCCUCAAGGACUUUUGAACUGACCUCAGUGUAUUUAGUAAUCAUAGCUUAAUCCACAUAUCAUUGUGUUUGUAUAAAAAACUUUUCUUUACCAAAACCUGAUUACAGUAAAUAACCUUAGCAUAAAAGUGAGGAAUUUGGGGUUUAGUUAAGUAUUUCUUUGUUGUGACAAUGCUUUUUGACAAUAACUUUUACACUGCUGGUAAGCCUGAUUAUUUUUUUUUUCAUAAAUGGUGCAACAUCUGGAAACGGCAUUGUUGUGCAGAGGUUGAGCAUGUGGGUUGUGUCAGGAAAGGAAAUGUCAGCUACUCUCCUACAGUGGUGGAUAGCAAUGAGUGGAGUCAGUGUGAUGGUGUGGUAUAACAUCUCCUUCACAGAAAAUACAAGGCAUGUCAUCAUUAAAGGCACAGCAACAUCAGCCCUAACGCCCCAAAAGGGAAAAUGGUUUGAAAAAUCUGUUUCUUGCAGGGGACCUAAUCAGCUUGCCAAACCGACUGAUCACAAUGGAGGAGAAACAGGUGGAACCUGCAAAGCAAAAUGAUCAGGUCGGGGUCACUAAUAUAGCGUGAGAAGAAGGAGACGAGAACUGACUGCAUACAGGUUACUUUAAUCCUCUCGUGCCACCAAAAACAAAAGGAUCAACAUGCAAAUCACAUACCACCUAGGAGCUCCUUUUACACGC
Messenger RNA from Fundulus heteroclitus (mummichog), 3146 nucleotides. It is a transcript of the gene mgat4c, whose product is annotated as mgat4 family member C. The record is from RefSeq and is a predicted model, not a curated record. The transcript is spliced from 8 exons. Bases 838 to 2271 code for a protein of 477 amino acids. NCBI's taxonomy places the organism in Eukaryota, Metazoa, Chordata, Actinopteri, Cyprinodontiformes, Fundulidae. Gene Ontology annotation, molecular function: acetylglucosaminyltransferase activity. Gene Ontology annotation, biological process: protein N-linked glycosylation.